AUGUUCGUUCGGAUGGAUUUUUGGCCGCAAGUGGAUCAUUUGCAUGCGUUGCUGCGUUGUCAGUGCCUUAUUGUUUUGUUCUGUAUUGGAUAUAGAAGAUCAGUCAUAAGUAUAGAUAGCUGCGAACGACGAAGGCACAAUAUUUUUGAGCGCGAACGCGGCUUUAUCAGCCGCAGAGCGCAUGAGGCGCAAGAGUUACAGCGCGUCGACCAAUUCGCUCGUGAUUGUCCAGCCUUCAGCGUGGAAGAUUUUUUUAGUCGCUUAUCGCUGUUUGCAUCCUAUGUUCGAACGGGAUUGACCGCGUUUCCCCUGGUAAUAGCAAAUCGAGCGCAAAUCUGUUCCAUAACCAAUUCUGUAAUGGCGACGCCUGCAAUGGAAUCCGCAGAUCCUGUCUUUGACAGCGUGAAUGGUGAAUCUCAACUCAGCGAGGCCGAAACCGCACUUUUGAAAGAUGAACUGAGAAAAACUGAGGAAGAGAUCCAGACACUGAAGCAAGUCCUUUUGGCUCGCCAAAAGCAUGCGGCUGAGCUGAAGCGUAAACUAGGCCUCAAUCCUUUGGUGGAACUUGGAAAUGAAGUCAACAAAGGAAUAAAGGCUGUCACGGAAACGGAAGCGUUCCAUAAGACGUCUGAAGUUGCCGCCGCUACAGCUGACACCGUUAAACACAAAUGGAACGAUAUGCGCAACUCAUCACUUUUCAAAUCAUUCGAGUCAAAGCUGGGGACAGCUUAUAACAGCGCCAAGAUGGCUGCAUCCACCUCCAUCGACCACUUAUCGCAAGCAGCUCGAGGAAGCACCGCCACAACGCCUGCAGAAGAAACAAAGCCAACUCUUUCGUAAAUUUUCACCACGAACAUCGAUAUUAUAUAUUAAAAAAAGAUAACUUGCUUGACAUAGCGAAUUUUCUUCUUUCGCAUCACUCUGUUUUCAAGAUAGACGGUUUUCUUCCAGUGUUGAGAUUUCCUAUCAGACAAAGAAUUUCCUCAAUAUACGUGUACCGCUUGACACAAAAUGUUAAGGUUACAUCUUCAC
Messenger RNA from Cylicocyclus nassatus, 1032 nucleotides. The record is from the annotation of a GenBank genome assembly. Lineage: Eukaryota; Metazoa; Nematoda; Chromadorea; Rhabditida; Strongylidae.